AUGGGUUUGCAGCUGCCGGAUGAAUAUGGCUACGUUGUGCUUGCACAUUGUUUGUCUUGGAUUUCCAAUUUCUACCUCACUUUCAAUGUAGUGAGGGCGCGAAAGCAGUACAACGUCCAGUACCCUGCUUUGUACGCACCAGACAAUCACUCAAAUGCCGAGAAGUUCAACAGUGUUCAGCGAGCGCAUCAGAACACCUUAGAAAGCUGGGCUCCUGUGCAAGUCCUGAUGGCUUUCAACGGCAUCCUGUAUCCUCGCUUUGCCGCUGGUUGUGGAAUGAUUUGGGCAACUGCUCGAAUCAUCUAUGGAUAUGGUUACGCCAAGAACGGACCAACUGGCCGCAUGGUGGGUGCGCUGUUGUCGCACGUCGGAGACUUCCCUUUGCUUAUUGGCGGCUUUGUGACAGCGUACAACUUGAUCAAAAAGCAACCCUGA
Cladocopium goreaui is the source of this 435-nucleotide messenger RNA. NCBI's taxonomy places the organism in Eukaryota, Dinophyceae, Suessiales, Symbiodiniaceae. The record is from the annotation of a GenBank genome assembly.